Molecule: messenger RNA, 2124 nt
Organism: Plasmodium coatneyi
Lineage: Eukaryota; Apicomplexa; Aconoidasida; Haemosporida; Plasmodiidae
Exons: 1
Coding region: 1-2124 (707 amino acids)
Source: RefSeq, a predicted model, not a curated record
AUGGUAUCAUCCGGAGGCCCCGGCGGCAACAGCAAAAUAGCCCGCUUUUCGAGAAGCUCAAUUUUAGCAAAGGGAACGCACUUGGUAAAUGUGAAAGACGAUGGGAAAUUGGAGGAGUACAAGUGGUGGAACGGGUUCAUUAAGCCAAAGGAAACCUUUAAUGCAAAAAAAACAAAAGGGUUCCUGAUCGUGAAGUUAUUCCUCUAUGGAUAUUUAAACAGAAUAACAGCUCGCAGGUCUAAUAAAGACAAGGAUCUAAUGUACCCCUAUUUAAAAAUCCUCCUAAAUGAUGAAGAAGUAUACAGGACCAAAGUUUUACACAGUUCGUUAAACAUAUGGGAAGAAAAAAUCGACAUCGAAAUUCACUACAUCAAAAGUAAAAUAGAAAUUCAGCUGUACGAAAUGGAUGAAACGGAGGGCAUCGUGGAGGAUGAAUAUAUGGGAAGUGCCUUCAUCGAUGUUUUCUAUCUACAGCUGUCCAAGAAGUAUGAUAUAAUUCUUAAGUACAGUAACAAAGUGGGACACCUGAUGGAUCCUUAUCAUUAUAAGAAGAAGCUACAUGAUGAGGAAAGCAGGGGCAAUCCAAAGGGGGGCCAGACAGAGGAACCCACUCACAACAAUGGUUGUACAAACUCAACUAAUGAUAUCUUCCCACGAGGACGAGAAAGAUUCCCGAACGAUUACAAUGUUCGAAUCUUUGCUAAACUAGUUAACAAAAAGAACUGCAACAACUUGAUUCUGCAGUUGAAUUACAUUUCUUCCCUUAACUACUCCUAUGUUCACAGGAGCAAAGGAAUAUUAGACAAAGAAUUAAACAUAAAUCAGUUGUAUGAUGAGUUGAAAACCAUAAAAGGAAAUGUCGAAACGAUCUGGUUGCCCUUCUUUUCAAUUAUAUAUAACUUUGCCUCAUGGAGAACGCCAUUAUAUUCUGUUUUUUUUCUGACUUUUUUUUUUUUUUCCUUUUUGUAUUCCAAAUUCUUUCUCUCCUUUUUUUUACUAGCCCUAAGUAUAAUUUUUUUCAUUUUGGUUUCCAUUAUUAAGGAAAGUGACAAGAUGAAACGGAGUGGCGAAAUUGGCACUUGGGCGAAGGCUGGUUGGACUGUGAGUGCUCACUCGCUAACAGGACAGGAAGGGAAGAAAAGAAUGAAGAGGAAGAAGAAAAGUAAACGAUUUAACUACUGGAUGAAGGCCAAGAAAUUUGGUGGGUACUGCCAGCCGGGGGGAGGGGAAUUAAGCUUAAAUGAUAACACCUUAAAGGAGGAUGGAGAUUCGGGUAGUGAGUCUGAGAACGGCAAUAAUUAUAGUAGCUGUUCUUCAACCAACUUAAGUACGGACCAUUCGAGUGGUCUUUCGGACUCCUGCAGGAGCGACGCGGAAUCUAGUGUGCGUCUGGACGCCGGGGGGGAGUGCAACAGUGUGGGAGGAAGCACAGAGCGCGUUAAGGGGGGGAAAGAUGCGGAAAGUGCGAAAGACGGAACAAGUGAACACAGCAAGAACGCGAGCAACAGUCAUACCACGAGGAAAAACCAAGGUAAUGGGAACCCUCCCAUAGGCGGGAAGAAACAUAAAGAGGUCAACGGAUGCACGGACAACAACAGAACAAACAUGAGCGAAGACUCAGGCAAGAAGGGAAAAACGAAAAGACGAACCAACAGCAGCAUCUGCAUGGGGGAAGUAAACACGGACAACGAUGACACGAAUAGCGACCUGAAUCUAACGGACAAAGAAAGCAGCACCAGCGGAAACACAGAAAAUAACCUACAUGUUAUUAAAACAUUCGUUUCAAACAUAAUAGAUGAUGAAAUUAUUAACAAUGUAAAAUAUUUUCACUACAUAAUUUUCUGUUUCACGAGAUGGUCGCAUAUUUUAUUUUUUGUCUUGCGAAGGUUUGGCUACUUUCUCGUUGUUAUUACGUUACUUUUUUGUUUUUUAAAUAUUUAUUUCUACCCCCUUGUGGGGAGGUUCCUGCGUUUUUCUAUCUUCUCCAGUGGGAUUAUUUUUUUGACCUACAAUUUGAAGCCCACAAAUAUUUUGUACAGGUUUGUCCUAUGCAUUCAGGAGUACUACUUUUGGGGACCUAGUCGAAGGAACGUGGACAUAUUCUCUGCGCUUUGCAGAGGGUGA